AUGGCUCCACACGCCACAUCAGAAGAAGCUCCCAAGACUCUGCCAGAGCGACCACAAGCAGCCCAAGCAAAUACAAGCCGCGGCUUGAGGUCUCUUCCAACUUCAAACCCAUGUCUGUCUUAUUGGCAUCGCACGACUCGGGCUUGGCCGUACCUCGACCAUAAUUCAUCAGAACCUGUUCCUUCAUCAACGAAGUACUGCAUCAUAGGAUCAGGCCUGGCAGGCUCUUUGACCGCAUGGUCACUCGUAGAAUCUGGCAUCCCACCGAAAGAAAUUCUUAUUCUGGAAGCGAGAGAAGCUGUCUCUGGGGCGUCAGGCCGCAAUGCAGGACACGUUCGACCAGACGCAUUUCGAGGCUUCGCGGCAUACGAGAGGAUCCAUGGAACUGAACAGGCGAAGAAGAUUGUAGAGAACGAAAAGGUCGUGUUCGAGAGGGUCGAUGCUUUCGUGAAAGAGAACAACGUCCCGUGCGAUUUCAACUCCACCACGACGUUUGACGUGUGCUUGACCGAGGAAUUCGCGCAGUACGAAAAGGAGAGCAUGGAGAAGUAUCGUGCAGCAGGCGGUGAUGUGGCGCAUGUGAAGGUCUGGGAAGGCGAAGAGGCGAGAAAGAAGACGCAAGUAAAGGACGCCCUGCUUGCGUACGAGUGGCCGGCUGGGUCCAGCCAUCCUGCAAAGUUGGCACAAUGGAUCCUCACGAAGCUUGUGGAGGAUGGAGUCGGGCUGUGGACACACUGUCCAGCGACCGAGGUGGUAAAGAGCGAUGCGGGUCCCGGUGCUGCAGUGACUUGGGAUGUUAAGACUCCUCGAGGGACUGUGUCGGCAGAGAAAGUGGUCCACUGUACCAACGCCUAUGCAUCAUAUCUUCUGCCCGAACUAGCGUCUUUCGUGACACCCAACCGAGCUCAGGCGCAUUCUUUCAUCCCGACUCGCUCGCUGUCCGGGUCGAACGCGAUGAAGAGCACCAUGUCGCUGCGGUAUAGCCUGCGGCACUUCUUCUCGUUCAUCCAAAGACUUGGAGAUGGCACGGUCGUCUUCGGUACGUCGAGGGAGAACCCGGAAUGGAGCCAGGCGACGAAAGACUCGCUGGUUUCUUUCGACGAUACCUCGUACAAUGAAGAGGCUGCCAAUUCUGCUGCCACAGCUUUCAGAAAACUCUUUCCUGAGGACAACGUGAAGACUCUCAGACAUGGUGAAGGCGCUGACCAUUACUGGACUGGCGUCAUUGGUAUGACUCCAGAUAGUGUCCCCAUGGUUGGGCCUAUCGACGGAAAGGAGGGCCAAUACAUCUGCGCUGGGUUCAACGGCCACGGCAUGGCAAGAAUAUGGGCCUGUUCGCCAGGGCUUGUCAAGGUUAUGCUUGGCGAGGACUGGGCAAGCACUGGACUGCCUGAAUGCUUCCAAUACAGCCAGGCGAGGCUAGAGAGGGCUGCCAAGCAAGAGGUGAAGAGCGUGUGGUAG
Zasmidium cellare ATCC 36951 is the source of this 1461-nucleotide messenger RNA. RefSeq lists its product as uncharacterized. Bases 1 to 1461 code for a protein of 486 amino acids. The transcript has a single exon. The record is from RefSeq and is a predicted model, not a curated record. Gene Ontology annotation, cellular component: cytoplasm. Gene Ontology annotation, molecular function: oxidoreductase activity. Lineage: Eukaryota; Fungi; Ascomycota; Dothideomycetes; Mycosphaerellales; Mycosphaerellaceae.